Molecule: messenger RNA, 5405 nt
Organism: Strongylocentrotus purpuratus (purple sea urchin)
Lineage: Eukaryota; Metazoa; Echinodermata; Echinoidea; Camarodonta; Strongylocentrotidae
Product: glutamate decarboxylase 1
Exons: 16
Coding region: 1064-2983 (639 amino acids)
Biological process (GO): carboxylic acid metabolic process
Cellular component (GO): cytoplasm
Molecular function (GO): pyridoxal phosphate binding; carboxy-lyase activity
Source: RefSeq, a predicted model, not a curated record
GUCUGAUCUAAAGCUCCUAUUUGUCAGAGUAUUUGGUGCAUGGACUCAUGACAGACAUGAUUCAAUGAAUAAAUGAGUCUGGUGAACAUGGUAAAGGUGUGUGUACUUUUGAUAUGAUAGAAGACCGUUCUGUACGAAUCUCUCCAAACUACUGAUGCUAGAGUUUGAAUGCAGUGAUAUGACUUUUAUAAUAAAAUUAAUAAUACAAUUAAAAAAGAAAGAAAAGGUCUUAAUUACCCAGGGUAGUUAAUACUGCUCUUCCUCCUGGCCCAUCAUUUGCAAGGUUCCAAUUUACACCUGGUUAGAGAGGGGGGACGUGGAUUAACGUCUUGACAAAAGAUGUUAUAGUGCCGGGCUGGCAUUCGAACCUACAACCAUGGGUUGAGAGGCAAGUAAAUGAACCACUAUACCACGAUUAUUGAAUGCGGUUGUUUUCAGAGAAUGAAAACUCAAUUUUGAAUAACUCUAGAUCUAUCUAAAGUAGAAGAAAGGAGUUAUAUUUAGUUGGGCAGCAUGAGACAAGCUUUCGGGACAUGGCAGAUUAUUGAGGCACCUGUCGUAUUUUGGACACUCCUCAAAGCGUUCGCCUUCUCUCCAGGGGGUAUAGAAUGGACAGAUCGCGCAUGCGCCAAAAACAACGAAGUACUGAGCUCACACAGUAGUCACGAUACAUUUUGUUCGGUGAACGAGCACCCGCAAUUCAGAAUUUACAAGUUUGAACCACGAAGACAGUUCAUGUUUAUUAGUGUAGCACAGUGAGUUGAUUUUGGACUGAAAGAACGUCGAUACAUAAAUUAUCAACGAAAACGAAUAAAUAAUCAUAUUAUGAAGCAUGCGAGCUAAAUCAGCACGCGCUUAAGGCGAAUUAUGUUCUUCAGCAAGCUAUAGAGACUGAGAAGCUAUCUGUAAUCAAUCCUGGAAUCAAGUUCGUGUUUUGGCAUUAAGCUACUUGUAACUGAAAGAGAUAGAGAAAGUCAUUAACGUUGGUGGAAGUUUAAAAGUCUGAUUACACUGUAAGAAAUUCGCAAUAGUUCUUUAAGGGAGAUUAGCGGCUUGAUUGAUCAUGCCUCUCGUGACAAGACUCUCCGGCGAAGGGGUGAUUUUAUCAGAUUCUAAUCGGAUCGAAACGGUGGAAGAGGAUGAGGAACUAGAAACUAUUCCACGAUCUCCGCCCACCCGCGAAAAUGGAGGCGUUGUCGAUGCCGGAGGAGGGAGUGAUGGGGGAGACGGAGAGGAGGAUGACCCCGAUGUGAGUGGCGGUGGUGGUGUGCAUCAAAACAGAGCAAUGAGGCUUUUACAGGAUAGACGGAGACUUGUGGAUCGAACGGUCAGUGAAGGCCAGCUGAGGAUCGUUCCAGUAGGACUACGGGUAAGGAGUAAAUCCACCGAUGAUGAUGGUGAGAGACCAGACUUCUUCGAACUACGCGCCAAAGAUGUAAUGAAAAACUAUUGGCUACGACAAACAUUCACGAGCUGGUGGGCUCUUAGAAGCACGCCUUUUGCGGCAGACCUUCUCCCAUGCAAGGGAGCCAGUGGUAUCACGGUCAAGUUCUUGAAGGAGAUGCACGACAUCCUGGUGGAGUAUGUCGAGGAGUCCUACGACCGUAGCACCAAGAUCCUGGAAUUCAACCACCCCCAUGACCUGAGGGAGAAGCUCCACCUGGAGCUCCCGGACAAGGCGGAGAACCUGGAUCAGAUCCUCAACGAUUGUAGGAACACGCUCAAAUACUGCGUUCACACAGGUCAUCCACGGUUCUUCAACCAGAUCUCACAGGGACUUGAUAUUGUCUCGAUGGCAGGAGAAUGGCUGACAGCUACAGCUAAUACAAACAUGUUUACAUACGAGAUCGCACCCGUGUUCGUUCUGAUGGAGAGGGCCACGCUGAAGAAGAUGAGGGAAAUCGUCGGCUACAAAGAUGGCGACGGUAUUUUCGCUCCAGGAGGCGCUGUCUGCAAUCUGUAUGCCGUAUUAGCAGCCAGGCACAAGUUCUUCCCAGCAUGCAAGAGACGUGGAAUGUUUGGUGUGCCCAAUCUUGUCAUGUUCACAUCGGAACAGAGUCAUUUCUCGAUCAAGAGGGCGGCCUCCAUUCUAGGUAUUGGCACAGAUAAUCUCAUCCUUGUUGAAACAGACGCCCGGGGGAAGAUGAGUGCAGAUGAUCUAGAAAACAAAGUUCAGCAAGCCAUUGGAAGGGGUGAAAAACCGUUCUUCGUCAACGCAACUGCUGGGACAACUGUUGUUGGAGCUUACGACCCUAUCAACAAAAUAGCCGAUAUCUGCUCAAAAUACAACCUGUGGAUGCAUGUAGAUGCUGCUUGGGGAGGGGGCGCGCUUCUAUCUCGGAAACACCGCCAUAAGGUGGAUGGCGUGAGCAGAGCUGAUUCUGUGACAUGGAACCCUCAUAAGAUGAUGGGAAUCACUCUCCAAUGUGCUGCUGUACUUUUCAAAGAAGACGGUCUGUUGGAGGACUGUAACUCGAUGCGCGCCCCCUACCUGUUCCAACAGGACAAGCACUACGAUGUAUCGUUCGACACAGGAGAUAAGACCAUACAAUGUGGGCGUCACGUGGAUGUCUUCAAACUCUGGCUGACAUGGAGGUCAAAGGGAACGAGGGGUUACGAGGCCCAGAUCAACAAACUCUUCGAUUUAGCUCAAUACCUAGUGGACAGGAUCAAGGCAAAAGAAGGCUUCGAACUAGUGUAUGACAAGCCGGAGUUAACCAACGUAUGUUUUUGGUACUACCCACCUUCUCUACGUGAGAUGGAGAACUGUCAGGAAAAACAGCUCAAACUUCACAAGGUUGCCCCAGAGAUCAAGGCAAUGAUGAUGAACAAGGGGACGGUGAUGGUGGGCUACCAGCCGCUGGGCAGUAAGGUCAACUUCUUCAGGAUGAUCGUCAAUAACACAGCAUCUACAAAAGCAGACAUCGAUUUCAUGCUGGACGAGAUUGAACGACUGGGAAAACCAUUGACCUGGGACGCUUAAUGAGACAUGAAUACGUUGUUAUACUGUGAUCGAUGCUCGUUACUCCGAAGGUUCAUAAUUCCAAACGUGUAUGAUUCCAAGGGCUGAUAAUGCCAGGCGUUUGCAAUUUAAAGCUUUGUGAUUCUAAAGCCUCGUGAUUCCAACGGUUUGUAAUGUGUUUUUUUUAAGGGAAAAGGACUCAUUUAAUUUCAUUUCAUGUCAUUUCUUUAUUGUGUCCAUAUAGGGUAAUAUUCUGAAAGUACAUUUAUAAAAUCAUUUUCCAUUUUUCAGUAUGAUGAACCCUAAAACAUUUUGGGAAUUCUGAACCUAACUACAUUUUCGGAAUUACGAAUACUGUUCAAUUCUCAAAAUUACGAACCCGAUUCAAUUUUAGGAAUUAGGAACCCCGAGUAUUAACUUUUCGGAUAAACGAAUUCUCGGAAUAGAACCUCGGGAAGAACAAUAAACGAGCUGUAACUGUUGAUUUUACGCUUUAAAGAUUGUGCAGAUAGUCAAUUAUUUUAUUAACCUUAACAUUUAACCUUAACAUUCCUGGCACUAUGUAUAUAACACCUCUCACCUGCACACCUGGACAUCCCCAUGUCGCCACACACAUGCACUCGCACACAUCUGCAAGAACUUUCAGCAGUGAAGGAGGCAGAUUAUUUUUGAAGAAGAAGAAGAAGAUUUCAGACUUUGUAUGACAAAUGCUAACGGCGUAUAGGCCUAUUAGCAAAUAUUAUCGAAUGAAAUAUAAUUCCUUAAAAAUGUAAACAAUGACGGCAAGAAUAAUCUUCCCGUGGUUAACGAUAGUAUAAAAUAAGGAAUAAUAAUACGAAAAACCCAAAGGUUUAUUAUAUUAAUUUGUUUUAUUAACUACAGGUUUAAGAAGUAUUUUCUGAACAUACCUGCAAAUCUUUCCAAAUAUUAUAAUUUGUCUACUUAUGAUGAAUGGAUAGAUGAAAGGCAUAACUCUUGUGGAAGGAUGGAAAGACAAGGGUGUCCUUUGAUCGAUAUGAUACAUUAUAAUCAUAGUUUCUAGCAUUAAAGCAAUAUCAGAUCGUUUUUGUUAUUGUUUGUGCGUUACAGAGGAUAGGGAUUGAUAUUUCUCUAUUAUUAUUAACAUUUCGUUUCUUCUAUUUGUUACAUCCCUUUGACGCUUAGCAUCAUUAAAGUACAACAGGAUGGUGUAGCUGAAUUACAUUCAUUUCAAUAACUAUUUUUCCAGUUAUUUGUAUCUUGUCAAGAUAAAUUAUUUGUCACAUUACAAUGUUACCCCAAAAAUGUGUCCAAGAAGAAGUUCACUGUGCAAUGAAAUUUUCUUUAUUUGAAUCGUUUGUUAAACUUGUUUUGUCAUUUAGCAUACAAGACGAUCGAUGCGUCUUUGAUCUUGUCGUAAUCAUAUAUUAUGAGUAUGGAAUAUUAAGAAUAAUGUUUUAUAUAUUGAACAGAGAAAUUAUUUAUUAAAUCAUCAAGGAUUAUAAUGAUAUCAAGAGAAUACUGUACUAUAUAUAUUAUAGAAAUCGAAUGUACAUAUCUGUUUACAUCGUUAGUAAAGAAAUGAUGAUACAAAACUACGUGUAUAUGAAUAUUUGUUGAAAACAUAAAUGUCUAUUCUAUUCUAUAUGCAAUAAAGCGUAAGAUUAUGUCAUUAAUUUAUUUAUACAAUUACAUGCAUUGCAUUGAUAUUUCCAUGUAUUAAAUAUUAAAAUAUAUAUGGUUAACGUUGUCUUCACAAUUUAAAGCUAUGUUUCAAAAUCUUCAGUUAGAUGCAUAUGAUUUAAGUCGAUAUAUAGCAAAAUAAAUAACCCUCAGCCGUAGUGAAUUCUAAAAACACCUCAUAAUGUGUAAUAUCAAAUAAAAGAGAAAUGAAAAUAAUACGAUUUUUAUUUUUAGAUAUUUACAGUAACUUUCACCGAACAUCAUUGAUAGAACAUCAACAUAUCUGGAAAAUGUGUCUUUCGGUACAAAUGGAACAAUCUUUAAUAGGAGUUUUAUUCUAUAUUCCUUUUAGCUACCAAAAUUAGUCAUUAUUCUUUUUAAUAUUUGUUGUUAUUGUUAUAGCUUCCCUCUUAGGUUUAAUUCAGUUUAGUUCAAUGAAGUUUAAUUUAUUGGUCAAGCACAAAAAUACAGAUAUAAUUGGCAUAACAAAAUACUACAAUUUGUUGCACCCCCCCCCCCAUUCAUCUUCAUGUUGUACCUACAUUUUAACCGAUUCGUCCUGACAUCCUUUUGAAGUGGGGAUAUAAAGUUUUAUUUUCGGUGUAUUUAUGGUAAAAAUCAAUUCUUUAUGUGAUCGAAAAUUGUUGUAGUGGGUUUGAAAAUUUGUUCUGUAAAACGAAUAGUGUACGUUUAUAGUGAUAUUAUAUAUGGUGCAAGUUAUUAUAUAAAUAUUACCCAAAUGUAAUAAAAGUUAACCAAACUUUGCGUGUUUUUAAAUUUA